Zingiber officinale is the source of this 633-nucleotide messenger RNA. RefSeq names its product fructose-bisphosphate aldolase 3, chloroplastic-like. NCBI's taxonomy places the organism in Eukaryota, Viridiplantae, Streptophyta, Magnoliopsida, Zingiberales, Zingiberaceae. The transcript has 5 exons. Gene Ontology annotation, cellular component: cytosol. Gene Ontology annotation, molecular function: fructose-bisphosphate aldolase activity. Bases 1 to 633 code for a protein of 210 amino acids. The record is from RefSeq and is a predicted model, not a curated record. Gene Ontology annotation, biological process: fructose 1,6-bisphosphate metabolic process; glycolytic process.
AUGGGAUCUCUUUCCCAUGAGAGAAAAUAUGAUACCUUUGCUCCUCCCUCAUCUCCUUGUGCGUUGAAGUACAUCGAGCAUCAUGUAUCCAAGUUGGACACACUUGCAGGCGUCGCCAUAAAGUACGGUGUUGAGAAAUCUAUUGCUUCACCUGGGCAUGGAAUUCUUGCUGUCGAUGAAUCAAAUGCUACAUGUGGAAAGAGGCUUGCUUCAAUUGGUCUGGAGAAUACAGAACAAAACCGCCAAGCUUAUAGACAGCUUUUGUUGACCACCUCGGGUCUAGGUGCAUAUAUAUCUGGGGCUAUUCUUUAUGAGGAAACACUAUACCAAUCGACCAUAGAUGGAAAGAAGUUCGUGGACUGCUUACACCAUGAGAAAAUCAUGCCCAGUAUUAAGGUUGAUAAGGGUUUGGUCCCAUUACCUGGAUCAAACAAUGAAUCUUGGUGCCAAGGAUUGGAUGGAUUGGCCUCAAGAUGUGCUGAGUAUUACAAACAAGGCGCACGUUUUGCUAAAUGGAGAACAGCUGUUAGCAUUCCUUCUGGACCUUCUACUCUGGUUGUUAAGGAGGCUGCAUGGGGACUUGCUCAUUAUGCUGCUAUUGCCCAGCCUCACAUGCCAGAAACAACUAAUUGA